Molecule: messenger RNA, 1254 nt
Organism: Syngnathus typhle (broad-nosed pipefish)
Lineage: Eukaryota; Metazoa; Chordata; Actinopteri; Syngnathiformes; Syngnathidae
Gene: htr7c
Product: 5-hydroxytryptamine (serotonin) receptor 7c
Exons: 3
Coding region: 1-1248 (415 amino acids)
Biological process (GO): chemical synaptic transmission; vasoconstriction; smooth muscle contraction
Cellular component (GO): dendrite; plasma membrane
Molecular function (GO): neurotransmitter receptor activity; G protein-coupled serotonin receptor activity
Source: RefSeq, a predicted model, not a curated record
AUGUUGUGGCUUUAUGCUCUGAUACACUGUUGUAGUGUUGUCACUAACCGUGGGUUGCUUACUGGUUGUUUCACCAAUAAUACACGGAGGCAAGGAUGCAGUACAAGUCGAUCUUUUUUACUGCCCGCUCAGUCAACAUCUCCCCGACUCUCAAUACAGACAGACCACACAUCGUGCGGGGAGCAGCUGCUGAAUUUCAGGCGCCCGGAGAAGAUCAUCAUCGGAGUGAUGCUGGCCGUCAUCACAGCGGUCACGGUGAUGGGAAACACGCUGGUCGUAAUUGCGGUGUGCGUGGUGAAGAAAUUACGGCAGCCUUCAAACUACCUCCUGGUGUCUUUAGCCGUGGCCGACUUGUCCGUGGCCAUAGUGGUGAUGCCAUUUGUUAUAGUGACUGACCUCACCGGGGGCAAGUGGCUUUUUGGCGAGGUCUUUUGCAACAUAUUCAUCGGCAUGGAUGUAAUGUGCUGCACGGCGUCCAUCAUGACCCUCUGUGUGAUCAGCGUGGACAGGUAUCUGGGCAUCACACGGCCCCUAACCUACCCAGCACGACAAAAUGGUCAGCUCAUGGCAAAGAUGAUCUUGGGUGUGUGGUUGGUGUCAGCAUCCAUCACUUUGCCCCCCUUCUGUGGCUGGGCCAAAAACGUCCACACGGCCGGCGUGUGCCUCAUCAGCCAAGACAUUGGCUACACCAUCUAUUCCACAGCCGUAGCCUUCUACAUCCCUAUGCUGGUAAUGCUGUUCAUGUAUUACAAAAUCUUCCGGGCAGCCCGCAAAAGUGGUGCCAAACACCGCUUCACUGACCUUUCUCGCCGGGAGCGCCUGGAAACGGUGACCAAUGAGGCGCUACGAAUGCAAGGCCUAAAGCCUCCUGGUGUGGCAGAGGAGUGUGCCGCCUUGUCCCGACUGCUGAACCGUGAAAGGAGAAACAUCUCCAUUUUCAAACGAGAGCAGAAAGCGGCCACAACACUGGGGGUUAUUGUGGGGGUCUUCACUGUGUGCUGGCUCCCAUUCUUCAUUCUCUCCACUGCGAGGCCCUUCAUCUGUGGGGUCGUGUGCAGCUGUGUGCCCAUCUGGUUGGAGCGCACGCUGCUCUGGUUAGGUUAUGCCAACUCCCUAAUGAACCCCUUCAUCUAUGCCUUCUUCAAUCGAGACCUACGCUCCACUUAUCGUGACCUUCUACGCUGCAGAUACCGAAACAUCAACCGCCGUCUGUCAGCGGUGGGCGUGCACGAAGCCCUCAAGGUCUAAAGAGGU